GGCGGCGGCGGCGGCGGCUCUGUGCCCUGGCCUCCAGAUGGAAGCGGUGCCGGAUCCCGGGCCGCGGCUCUGCUGCAAGCCUGGAGGGCGGCUGGACAUGAGUCACGGCUUCGUGCACCAUAUCCGAAGGAACCAGCUCGCCCGGGACGACUACGACAAGAAGGUGAAGCAGGCGGCCAAGGAGAAGGCGAGGAGGCGGCACACGCCCGCGCCGACGCGGCCCCGCAAGCCCGACCUGCAGGUGUACCUGCCGCGACGCCGAGAUGUUUCUACCCACCCAAGCAACCCAGACUGUGAGGAGUCCGGUGAAAGCAGCAGUAGUGGCGGCUCCGAGCCAGAGCCUUCUGGCCAUCAGCUCUUCUGCUUAGAGUAUGAGGCAGACAGCGGAGAGGUCACCUCAGUUAUCGUGUAUCAGGACGAUGAUCCAGAAAGGGUGAGUGAGGAGGUAUCAACACACACGCCUCUGGAUCCACCCAUGCGAGAGGCCCUCAAGUUGCGCGUCCAGGAGGAGAUUGCAAAGCGCCAGAGCCGACACUGACCAGGCUGAAGGCAUUCUCUCCAGGCUGGAUUCACUGCCCAGGGAGCUCACCCCUAGUUUGGGGGGUACCAGGACCAGUCUGGGCUGAUCUUGAGACCCCCUCAGAGCUGCCACAUCCACAGGAAAAGGGUGUUGCAGGGACUAUGCCUGGCCACCUCCCUUGUAGCUAUUCUUGUAUGUUGGCCCAUUUGACCAGCCUAAUAAUUCUGGAAUUUUUUGAGAAUUCUCUUUGGCUAGCUUGGUGUUCUGGAAGCAGAGAUUCCAGGGAGAGCUGAGUUUUAUGGAGCAUUGUGCCAACAUGCUGCUUUCUCAGUGAGGUCAUAUGCCGUGGAACACCUGGCCGCUGCUGCUCCACGCGGCUCCCCAAGCCAUGUUUAUUUUAUGGCUUCUUUCUUCUGUGCUUCUGCUCACUUCUAUGUUUCCCUAGAUCUUUUUUUCAGCUCUGUUUCUUUGUUCUUUCCUUUCCCUCCUCUUUUUGUCUCAGAAUCCAUCAGUUCCACCCCACCCCCCACUUCCCAAUAUGACUGUGUACCUCCAGCCACUCAGGACUUUGGAGGUGGGGGGUUCUGGGAAUCUACCUUUCUCACAAGCUCUCCCACUAAUUCUGAUACCAAUCAAGUGGGAGAGCUUCAUUUUUGAGGCGUACUUGCAAGCAUGUCUCCCUCCCCUUCCAUGGCUUUUGCAAGUUUUUCUCAUGCUGAACUGCUGUGCCCUGUCCAAAUAAGGAGACCUAGGAAGAUGAUGCCAGAUUUCUUACAGCAAAACCUGCCUUGGUUAGGGCUACAGAACUCCAGCUUUUAACCUCAUCCCUAGUUGUGAACAGACCAUCCUCUGCUCAGACUAAAGGGAAUUAUCAAAACAAGCUCAAAACUAACUCUCCAAAUGUGAUUUAACACUCUUGAAUAUACAUACAAGGGAAUUCAACAUUAGCAGUAAUUGCCUAUGUGGAGUCUAGUUGCCAAAAAGGAAAAAAAAGGGCCCCAAACAAUGCCCCAGAGAGAGUGCAAUGAGCCUCUCUCAUUUGCCCUUCCCGUCCCCCAUGCUUUCUCCUUUCCUGCCUCUCAAGAGUAUACAAACUGAAAUCCUUAGAACAAAGAUCCCCAGGAAUAUCACUGCUUUCACCUAAGUGAACAUUUUUCCUAGUGCAGAGUUAGGUUAAGGUCUGAGAAGUCUGCAAGACAUCCUGCACACUAAAGUUCCAAGCCAUUUCAGUUUUCCAGCAAAUCAGCCCGACCUCAUUGACUUGAAGUAUAGGGUUUAAGUGAGCCUGUGAGCACUGAGACCUCUUGAAACCAAAGUCCCCCUGCCCCGGGGGUUUCUCCACAUCAGGGUCUAAAGAUCAGUCUGGCUGUUCCAUCUCAGCAGCUUUUCUCUUAAAGGACAGCUGAGGACACUGUUGGUUUGUGCCUUACACUUGAAAAUCUACCACCUCAGAUAUGAGGCAAGGCAGCUACUUAAACUACAUCAUUAAAAUGCAGCAAGCCACUGCUUUGCAGUGCCAGUAGGAUGCUGGAAGGUGAGUGAGAUGGGUAAGUUAGAAGGGCCUGGCUGUGAAGGCAUCCAGGACCAGAGUGCCCCUGACCCACAGAGCUGGCCCAAGGUUAAAUGCCUUAAACUUGCCAGUCUUAGACUCAGUUUCCUUUCAAAAGAGAAAAAGGUCUGCCCUCUACUUACUCAGAGAAGUGCCUUUUGACUUAUAAUGUUAACUACCCUCCAGAGCCUUCUGGGUAAAGGAGGCUAUGCCAUACUUCAUCCCCAAUCUUCCUGCAGCUCAGAGGACCAGUCAUUUUAGUCUUCCAGCUCUUCAACUGAUCUUCUGACUUGGACAUAGGAUUUCACUGGAACUCUCAGGCAUCCUAGUCUGGCAAUACUUUUUGGGUCCGUCUUCUCACAGCUGGCUGGCCUGUUUCCUGGAUUUAUUAUAGAAUUUAGAGACAAGACCAGAAGACAAGGUUGGGGACAUGGCACCUGAAACUUUAGUCUCCCUUCCUGUUUUGUGAGAAAGGAAAUGUGUGCGUAUUGUGUACUUUUAUGUGUUUGUCAUGUAAUCCUCACACUCAGGUAAGAGACUGAUGGGAACUCCUUGCUUGUAAACUUUUUUUGUUGAGGCACUUUGCUUAUCAGGUGCAUAUAAAAUAUUUUCCUCCUAAGAAAGCAUUCUAAUUCUUAGCUAAUUUAGGCAGUAUGACUAUAUAAAGCAUUAAGCCUGGUAUUUAAAUGAGAGGUUGUCCUUUAGAGUAGGAGGCCUGUCGAUGAUGACACUGCCAUUGCUCCAGGCAUGCCUGAAAUACUUCUCUGGUGAUGGCCCUCAGCCAGUUGACACUCUUAGAGCUCAUGCUGAUUGCUUAUUGCCACCCCUCAUCUGGGGUCCAGGAUGGUAACUAUCCAAUUUAUUAACCAAACUUGCCUCCAGACAUCAUCCAGCUGUUUUCAAAAACUGGUGCUUUGCCAUCAAGGAGCAUGUUCCAGACCAUUUCCCGCAGGCUCUAGAAAUGUCCCACAGAGGACUGUCCCAUGUUGUUUGAGGCAGUGGCAGCAGAGUUGGACCAGCUGGAGCUUUCCAGCAGGCUGCUUCAGAAUCAACACUCAUUUGACUAGAUACAUUCUUGGCUAUCUAAAAAAAACGUCUGGUAGCCUGAUAGACAUAUCUCAUGCCCAUCCAAAAUGAAGUGUUCUUCGCUUAUUGAGGGUAAGCCUUGGAUUUUAAGGCUUUGUGUUGCCUGGGCCACAACGGAUGGUGGUACAAAUAGAAGGAAGCUGGGGUUUGCAGGGGCUUUGGGCUGUGCAAGAGUAAACACUUGAGUUCCAACCAGUUGGCAAGCAUGGAAAUCUUUGAAGAAUGUAAUGCAAGAAGAGAAAAGAAUGUAAAGGUUUUUGUACUGAGUGAGAAUGGGAGCCUGUGGAGCCUGGCCAGCCAGCAGGACCAGUGUGGGCAACAAGAAGUGCUUCUCCCUGUGGACGAGCCUCUGAAAGGGACAUUCCUCUCCAUGGUCCACUCUGAGGGGCACUGCCUACUAAAGAUUAGCCCAUGGAGCUAGAAGAAACCCUUUGGGGUAGUAUCAAACGUGCUGUGCAUUUGACAGGAUCCCUGGAUGGUAGUGUAGUGGAUUCCCGCCUGCUUCACAAAUGUAAAUGAGGCCUUUGCAUAUAGAAAGAGGAAUGAGGAUAGAUUACUUUCCUACCUCUGAGCCUUGUUUUGGGAGAAUCACCAUGGAAUCUUGACAGUUAUUUGGAACACUUUAAGCUCCCUCAUUGAAUUCCUAUCCUGUCCCUGAGGAAUCUGAUGGCCAAGAAGCCCUAGGCACCCACCACAAAUUUCCUUAGUAGUUGGAGUGAUGCUAGAAAUGAAAACCUUCCAAGUGAAUGGCUCCUCUGCCUUCUCAGAGCCGCCAGAAUGAGACACUGGUUGCACUGGUUAUGUUGUGAUGUUACGUGUAUAAAAAGCCAUACAUUCUGUUUUCUCAUUUCCAAUGUUUCUGCUGAGUGGAUGAAUGAAGUGUGCAAAUUAUUUGAAAAUCCUGGAAGGAAGUUACUUUUCAAAUACAGUAUUCUUUUUAACCAAUAAACUUAACUAUUUUUACAACA
Molecule: messenger RNA, 4123 nt
Organism: Diceros bicornis minor
Lineage: Eukaryota; Metazoa; Chordata; Mammalia; Perissodactyla; Rhinocerotidae
Gene: C12H2orf68
Product: chromosome 12 C2orf68 homolog
Exons: 4
Coding region: 38-538 (166 amino acids)
Source: RefSeq, a predicted model, not a curated record